This is a messenger RNA of Aspergillus campestris IBT 28561, 1095 nucleotides long. Its product is annotated as NAD(P)-dependent alcohol dehydrogenase. The coding region runs from base 1 to 1077 and encodes 358 amino acids. Gene Ontology annotation, biological process: D-sorbitol catabolic process. Lineage: Eukaryota; Fungi; Ascomycota; Eurotiomycetes; Eurotiales; Aspergillaceae. The record is from RefSeq and is a predicted model, not a curated record. Gene Ontology annotation, molecular function: L-iditol 2-dehydrogenase (NAD+) activity; zinc ion binding. The transcript has 3 exons.
AUGGACAUCCGCACCCAGAAACCCAUCAACCACGCCAUCCACACCAGCCCCGCCCACGAUCUCCGUCUGGUAGAAUGUGAGAUCCCCAAGCUCGCCGCGGACCAGUGUCUCGUGCACGUCCGCGCCACGGGUAUCUGCGGCUCUGACGUGCAUUUCUGGAAACAUGGCCAUAUUGGACCCAUGAUCGUGACGGGGGAUAAUGGACUCGGACACGAGAGUGCGGGUGUUGUUAUCGAUGUGGGAGAGUCGGUUACGCGCUUUAAGCCUGGCGACCGCGUCGCCAUGGAAUGCGGCGUGCCCUGCUCCAAGCCCAUUUGCGACUUCUGCCGGACAGGCCGCUAUCACGCAUGCCCAGACGUAGUGUUCUUCUCGACGCCUCCCCACCACGGCACCCUCCGACGGUACCACGCGCACCCCGAAGCCUGGCUGCACAAGAUCCCCGAUAAUGUCUCCUUUGAAGAGGGCUCGCUGCUGGAGCCACUGACCGUCGCGCUGGCGGGCAUCGACCGCUCAGGUCUACGUCUGGCUGAUCCGCUCGUCAUCUGCGGCGCGGGUCCCAUCGGACUGGUGACGCUGCUAGCGGCAAAUGCAGCCGGCGCAGAACCGAUCGUCAUCACGGAUUUGGAUGAGGGUCGGCUCGCGAAGGCCAAGGAACUGGUUCCGCGUGUGAGGCCCAUUGCCGUGCAGCGCGGGGAAAGCGCUGUCGAUGUGGGGAAGAGGAUUGUGGAUGCGUUGGGACAGGAGGCGAAGCUUGUUAUGGAGUGUACGGGGGUGGAGAGUAGUGUGCAUUCGGGUAUUUACGCAACUCGAUUCGGAGGCACCGUUUUCGUGAUCGGAGUCGGGAAAGACUUCCAGAAUAUCCCGUUCAUGCACAUGUCGGCUAAGGAGAUAGACUUGAAGUUCCAGUAUCGGUAUCAUGAUAUCUAUCCUAAGUCGAUCAGUCUGGUUUCCGCCGGAUUGGUUGACUUGAAGCCGUUGGUGUCGCAUCGGUAUCGCCUGGAGGAGGGGCUGGAGGCGUUUGAAACGGCUAGUAACCCACAGUCGGGGGCGAUCAAGGUGCAGAUAUUGGAUGAUUAGUUGAUGUCUUUGGGGAGU